Messenger RNA from Corythoichthys intestinalis (scribbled pipefish), 6178 nucleotides. It is a transcript of the gene cfap70, whose product is annotated as cilia and flagella associated protein 70. Bases 213 to 3347 code for a protein of 1044 amino acids. Gene Ontology annotation, molecular function: protein binding. The record is from RefSeq and is a predicted model, not a curated record. Gene Ontology annotation, biological process: cilium movement; cilium assembly. The transcript is spliced from 27 exons. Lineage: Eukaryota; Metazoa; Chordata; Actinopteri; Syngnathiformes; Syngnathidae. Gene Ontology annotation, cellular component: extracellular exosome; motile cilium.
ACAACGGCAAGUAUAGGCUAGAGCGCCCUCUUUGUCAUGGAUGUCCCUUGAAGCAAAUAUAAAUAUGAUGAGUGGUGUAUCAAAAUGACACGUAGCGAUAUUUCGCAGUAUUUAUUUUACAUAAUUCACUGAUGCCAUUGACGGCGCUAGCGGCUAGACGUCCUAUUCAUUUUAGAUGGAAGGGCUGGCAGUGAUCAUGAAGUUUGCCUUGAAUGAUGGAGACUUCUGAAACAAAGUCAGAUAAUAGGAUUGAGAUCAAAAUAACUAUAGCUCGUGCAACCAACAUGCAUGGAAAAAAGGCAGGAACUGUCCAAAGUUUUCUUCGAAUGGAUAUCAAUGGUACGAUGGUAGGAGAGUCUGAAAAACGUACGGUCGACCCUGCGGCCCAGUACAUUGAGUAUGACUUCACCCACAAAUUUAAAUGCUAUAAUGAAGCGCUGGCUCUCAAUGAUAUCCUGCAUAAACCAGUCGUAGUGACGUUAACAGAGCUUGUUCCUGAGAAGAAAAAGGUGGAGGCAAAGUCAAUAGUUCUGGGUGAGGCAGUGAUCGACCUGAUGCCUUUACUGCAAGGUGUAUGCAGCUUCACAUCCACACCUACACUGCAUGCAGUAAACGGUGCUACAGAAAAGGUCUCCACCCCACCCCUCGUUACCAAGCAUCCGGUUUUGGAUGUUUGUGUCAGUGCAUCAGCUCCAUUACUGACCGAAGAACAACUUGCAUCUUCCAACCUGAUGAAGGUGUCUUUGGAGACACUUUAUUCACUUCCUGACACAUUUAAUCAAGGUUUUGGGCCAACAGCCCCUCCAUACAUAUGCACUGCAAUAAUGGAGGUCCCAUGUACCGCAGAGAAGGACCAGCUAAUGUUGUUUAGUGAAGGACAACUCAAGGCAGGGGGGCACAGGGAAGACAAUGACCGACAAAGGAAGAGGCCACAUCAUGCCCUCCUGAGCCCUGGGAAUCAAUUCCUGCCAGAUGCUUUUUUCCACUCUCAACCCAUUGAUCAAGAAGAUGGCGAGCUUACUGGUAUAGAGGACUGCGAGUUCCGUAAUGAAGCUGAGACCAUGCUGAACAGAGUGAGCUGGGACAUAGAAAUGCCCUGUUUUCUGGAUGCAGAUGGAGUUACCAGGCUCCGUCAGAAAAUCACAGAGAGCAGAUACUGGCCACUUGAGAUCAUGAAGUCAACGCUUGCCAAUGAAAAGUCAGGUGCAGCUCCCAAGGGGCAAACAGAGGAGGAACCACAUGUCCCCUCCCAUGGUGUGGCCUUUAUUGACAUGGGCCGCUUACUUUAUCCAGGAGUUACCCAUAUCCGUGGGGCAUAUACUAUUCAACCUUAUUCGAGCACAUUAUUGCUCAACAAGACCAGGAGAAAUGUCAGUUUGUUAAAAGAACAAUUAAAGCCAGGAAGCAGUAAAGACCGUUCUGGUGCAGGUGCAGCUAGUUCUGCAAAGCCCAAUGCGGGAAAGGCCAAAGAUGGCAAGGGGCAUGUUAAGGGGACUGGCAAUCAAAAUGGAACUGAUUCUAACGGCUCUGAUCACAUUCCUCCAGACAGAAAAGCAUAUUUGGACUUCAGGACAUACAUUAUCAUUGAAAUCACAUUAACAAAUGCACUCAUACCCAAAACGUCAACAGAAGAAUUGGCAAAAAGGGUGAAAGCACUGAUCCCCCCAAGACCUCCAUCAACUGGAGGACCGAACAAAGCUGAAAAAGCAGUACUGAACUUUCACAAGCAGGUGAUCAAUGUGGUGAAACAUAUUUUGGAGCAGUAUGAGGAGUUGUUUGGAACGAGACUCAAACUGCCCAAUGACUGUAAUCGAGAGCAAAUGAUGGCUCAGCUGAUGGGAGCGCUCAAUGUGUCUGGGAGAUAUUUUGCCUUCAAAGAGCAAAUAAAGCCCGCUGUAGUGAAGUUUGUGCGUGACAAGAUGCAGCAGACAGACACAUUUACUGAGCAGCAGGAUCUGCAUGAAUUCGUCAGCAAGCUCUAUGUGGACCUUGUAGAUGAGACGCAUGUUGCUCUCAACAAAAUCUAUUCAAAUGGAAGUGAAGAUGACUCUCCGGAUGAGAUCCAUUUGACUACCUCUCAUCUUAAACAUUUUGCCCGAGAGGCUCAGCUCAUUGGGAAUUAUCCGCUGGCUGUUCAUUAUUACAAAGAGCUGGUCGUCAGACAUCCCCGUGAACCCUCUUACAAGUUUAAUUGGGGAAACCUUUACAUGGAGACCGGAGAUUACAUAAAGGCAAAAAUGUGUUUCCAAGAUGCUGUUGCUGUCCAGCAGGCUCACCAGCCCAGUCUGAUUAUGUGUGGUGUGCUGGCAGCCAUGUUUAAUGAUUUUGAGCAGGCUGAGACUUUCUUGGAGCGAGCUUCCAGCAUGGAGCCUCUGAGUUUGGUGGCCUGGACUUUGCUUGGUUUGGUCCAGGACAGCCAAAACAAAUGCAUCCUAGCUGAAAGGGCAUUCCUGGAAGCCAAAAGCCUUCUGAAAGGAAAGGAAGCAAGCAAUCAGUCCCACAAUACAGAAGAGUCAGAUGUAGAUGAAGAAAACGAGAGGCAGAAGGACCAGGAAGUGGAAAGUCUACCCACAAGCCACUCUUCUAAUAAAAAGCAUAGCGACACUGAGAAUGGUGAAACAGUGCCUAGUGAACCUAAAGAGAAAGUAAUCUCCAAGUCCAUUUACACAGAGACCCUUGAGUUUCUCUUGCACAACCAUGCCCUUGAGAUGGCAGAGCACGCUCUUUCCAAGGAACUGAAUUCAGAUGGCAAUCAUAGUUUUCAUCUGGCUUGUGUGCAGUCACUCAGAGCUGAGUAUUGCAGUGCCAUUGCCACCCUCAGGGAGGCGCUACUUCGGGUAGAGCCGGUAGCAGAUAUGUGGGCUCUGGAUGGUCACUGUCACUACAUGUGUGGCUCAUUUCCUGAGGCCCAGGGGAGUUAUGAACGGAGUCUAGACUUCCCAGAGCAGCCUACAGACACCCACCUUGUUCUUCUCCGCCUGGGAUCCAUCUAUCUCCAGGAGGGAAAGUUUGAGCAAGCUAAAAUGACGUACCUGCUAGCUUGUGAAAGAUCUCCCUCCUGCCUAACCUGGUUAGGCCUCGGUAUCUCCUGUUACCGGCUGGAGGAGCUUUCAUUAGCUGAAGAAGCUUUGACAGAGGCCAACCAUUUGAACAACCAGAAUGCCGAGGUUUGGGCCUACUUGGCGCUUAUAUGCCUCAGGUUUGACAGGCAAGAGGAGGCGACGCUGUUUUACAAAUAUGCUAUCAGGUUCAAUCUGGAGAACAUUUCACUUCACAAGGAGGUAAAAGAGCUGCAGGAUCAAGUCCAAACCCGUCCUCUGGCAUCAUGCUUUGAACCACACUCUUGACGCAGUAGUUUGAAUGUUUGAAGAAAACUCAAGCACAGAGCCUAUUAUUGUAACGUGUCUAAAAUACUUUUACUGUAGUGAACUGUUUUUCUCUUAAAGAGUACCAUGGACUUAAAGACUUAUAGGCUCUAAUAAGCCGCAAUUGGUCUCUUUUACUGAAAUAUGUUAUUAGAAACACAUAAAAUAUUGCCAUUGUUUUAAAAUUCUAUCAUAUUUAGUGCAUGUUUUGGCCUUAGGAAGGCGCCAUGUUUUACGUGCACAAUGCUCGCUGGGGUGAUGACGUGGUUGGGUUGUACUGGGAAACUUGUGCUCUGUACACAAAAAUACACAUGGCAACUGGCAUAAUUUUGUCACAUUCUGCUGCUGGUCAUAUUUUUUUGUAACAGAGUUGUGGGAUGAGUUCCCGACAUUGUACCUGCAUCCAAUUCCAGCUCAUCAGCAAUGUCUUUAAACCGAUCCUAGGCGGGUUGGCGAGAUAUUGACUUGCUGCCAUUUGACAGUUUGUAUUCUCGAUCCCUUCGUUACUAGUUGCAUCCUUGCCUUGGUUUUUUCGUUUGUCUGCCUAGCACCACGGUGUACCCUUUUUUUUUUCUAUUGAUCCCAUCUACUGUCACGGACCUUUUUUUGUCUCUCUUUUCGCAAUCGUGUUUUUUUUUUGGUGUGUGUUCAAUACAAUAAUCUACUCUGACGGACCCUUUUUUUUUUUUGUCUCUUUUCGCGACCGUGGUUUUUUUUUGUGUGUGUGUGUUCAAUAAACCCUUGUACACAAUCCCUUUGUAAUUGUUGUCUGUUUUGGGGUCCUAUCUUGCUACCUUUAUUUACAGCAUACUCAUGUUGCGUUUGUAUUUUUAUGAUGCAACUUGUUUAUUUGGCACCUUUUGGAUAAUGAGAGUCCAACUGAAUGUAAAAGAGUGCUUAUUCACCUCCACAAAAGCUUCGUCAGCAAAAUCUGAUAAGGGCGCAAAAUUUGAGCGCUCCAGCAGGACAAUCAUCAAUCUGGACCACGCUUUUAUGUGACAAAAAUAUGAUGGUUGGUGCAGCAGUCUGUCACGGAGUCGGAGCCUAUUAGACGUCUCAGUUGAGGCAAACGGCAUCAACGUUUUCGUGUGCUGUAAUGCAGGGGCUAUCCGCAAAAAUAAACUGCUCUGUUUCACUGUAUAUCCUAGCCAUAUGGAAAGCACACGGCAGCUCUGGAUGCUAACAAUCUCCAUAAUUAUAUUGGAAUAAGUUUGAUCACACAAUAGUUUACCGUGAAGAUCUGCAAACAAAAACUGGAGUCCUGUAUAGGGGUCAACAUCACUAAACGGAUUUGUCACAAGAACACUACCGGUUUUUUCCUAGUCUCAUCUUGGCUCAUCCCGUCUUUCAUGUUCAUUUUGCUUUUGCUGCUCUUUUUGUGAAAUAUCGACAGUGCUGUCCUGCUCAUUAAUGUUCCUCUCGGGUUAAAAUUGAAAGGGCUGAACAGAUGACAUGUUUAUGUUGCUAGAGUCAUACUAUGGAAGCCUGGCAGCGCAACCCAAUUUCGUCACCGCUCAGAGUGCAUUGCGUCAUCAAUAACAAUGGCGACCUAGUAGUUAAACUAAUUUUACAAAUCUUAUAAAAGCAAAAACAUUAAAGGGUUUUUUAAAUAUCAAAUUAUCAUAACUCAUACUAACAUUUAUCUUCUAAGAACUACAAGUCUAUCUAUCUGUGGUUCCCUUUAAAAUAUGUACCAGUACCACUGAUCUAAAUGGAAUAAUCUGAAUAAUCUGUUAGUUCAUAUUUCACUGUAUGUACAUAUACUGUAUAUGAUAUACACACGUUUUGUACUUCGUAAAACUCCCGGAAAAGUGGAAGAGAGUAAAUAGUACAAAAGAGUAGGAACAUGAGGACUUUUUUCCCCCUAGUAUCUGAUCAGGACUCUGUAUUGCAAAUAGUCAUAGCUGGUCCCAUUUAAUGGCCACACACUUCAAGUGGAUGUCACAUAAAGAGGGAUACUUGAACUGCUAUAAACGAGUAUAGCCAAUCAAGUAAUGGAGGUCAAGAGCAUCACCAACUCGGCGAUGUGUAAACAUUGUCUUUUGUUAAGCUAAUACGAUAAAAUCAAGCAUAAUAGUUGACUGUUGGCAAUAACACUCAAAUGCUUCCUCACAGAUAUACAGUAUAUGAAUUAUGAGCUGAGUAUAGCAGAUUUAGUCAUGGUAUAAUGGUUAAGAAGUGUUGUGUUCGCAAUUGCUAGUAUAUUGGAAUGCAUCACAGUGUGCAUUCACAAACAACUUCAAGAGGCACUGUGAAAUUUAGGUUACUGGAAAGCAAUUCAAUAUGGAGCGAAAACCUUUAGCGAGAACAGUUCAAACUCAAAUGUGUGUUCAAAUAAGUGGCCACGAUUGAAGUAAAACUGUUGAUUAUCAUAUUACAAACACACAGUAAAGUACACAGUCUGAAGUAUACAAUACAAUAGUAAUACAUGCAGGAUUUUAAAAUAUGCAGCGUAAAAAUGACAAUAAUUACAAUAAACUUCAAGUCUUUUUAAUUGCCCUAACAUGAUAUUCAAACAAACAUUUUUCAAGACUUAAAAAACAAUUUGGCACAUGGAAAUAAAAAAAUCACUACUAUGAUUCCCAUGUAAUGUGGCAAUGUUAUUUCAUGGUUAAGUACAUAAAAAUAAAUUAUGCCAGCAAUGUAUUAACAGUAUUAUUCAUUUAAAAAAUGCAGCAGCUUUCAGGAAUAUACAGUGGGGCAAAAAAGUAUUUUGUCCACCACCAAUUGUGCAAGUUCUCCCACUUAAAAAGAUGCGACAGGCCUGUAAUUUCUAUCAUAGUUAUACUUCCAACUAUGAGAGCUAAAAUGAG